This is a messenger RNA of Alexandromys fortis (reed vole), 1374 nucleotides long. It is a transcript of the gene Glra1, whose product is annotated as glycine receptor alpha 1. The transcript is spliced from 9 exons. Gene Ontology annotation, biological process: synaptic transmission, glycinergic; chloride transmembrane transport; neuropeptide signaling pathway. Gene Ontology annotation, cellular component: neuron projection; plasma membrane; synapse. NCBI's taxonomy places the organism in Eukaryota, Metazoa, Chordata, Mammalia, Rodentia, Cricetidae. The record is from RefSeq and is a predicted model, not a curated record. Bases 1 to 1374 code for a protein of 457 amino acids. Gene Ontology annotation, molecular function: extracellularly glycine-gated chloride channel activity; transmembrane signaling receptor activity; transmitter-gated monoatomic ion channel activity involved in regulation of postsynaptic membrane potential.
AUGUACAGCUUCAACACUCUGCGAUUCUACCUUUGGGAGACCAUUGUAUUCUUCAGCCUUGCUGCUUCCAAGGAGGCCGAAGCUGCCCGCUCUGCACCCAAGCCUAUGUCACCCUCGGACUUCCUAGAUAAGCUCAUGGGGAGGACUUCUGGGUAUGAUGCCAGGAUCAGGCCCAACUUUAAAGGUCCCCCUGUGAACGUGAGCUGCAACAUCUUCAUCAACAGCUUCGGCUCCAUUGCUGAGACAACCAUGGACUACAGGGUCAACAUCUUCCUGAGGCAGCAGUGGAAUGACCCCCGUCUGGCCUACAAUGAGUACCCUGACGACUCCCUGGACCUUGACCCGUCCAUGUUGGAUUCCAUCUGGAAGCCUGACCUGUUCUUUGCCAACGAAAAGGGAGCCCACUUCCAUGAGAUCACCACUGACAACAAAUUGCUGAGAAUCUCCCGGAAUGGCAAUGUCCUCUACAGCAUCAGAAUCACCUUGACGCUGGCCUGCCCCAUGGACCUGAAGAACUUCCCGAUGGACGUACAGACAUGUAUCAUGCAACUGGAAAGCUUUGGAUACACCAUGAAUGACCUCAUCUUUGAGUGGCAGGAGCAGGGGGCGGUGCAGGUGGCAGACGGACUGACCCUGCCUCAGUUUAUCCUGAAAGAGGAGAAGGACCUGAGAUACUGCACCAAGCACUACAACACAGGUAAAUUCACCUGCAUUGAGGCCCGAUUCCACCUGGAGCGGCAGAUGGGCUACUACCUGAUCCAGAUGUACAUCCCCAGCCUGCUUAUCGUCAUCCUGUCCUGGAUCUCCUUCUGGAUCAACAUGGAUGCUGCACCAGCUCGUGUGGGGCUGGGCAUCACCACUGUGCUCACCAUGACCACCCAGAGCUCUGGCUCCCGAGCCUCCCUACCCAAGGUGUCCUAUGUGAAAGCUAUUGACAUCUGGAUGGCCGUUUGCCUGCUCUUCGUGUUCUCGGCUCUGCUGGAAUAUGCGGCCGUGAACUUUGUGUCCCGGCAACACAAGGAGCUGCUGCGAUUUAGGAGGAAGCGGCGACAUCACAAGAGCCCCAUGCUGAAUCUGUUUCAGGAUGAUGAGGGUGGAGAAGGCCGCUUCAACUUCUCCGCCUAUGGGAUGGGCCCAGCCUGUCUGCAGGCCAAGGAUGGCAUCUCUGUCAAGGGUGCCAACAACAACAACACCACCAACCCCCCUCCUGCACCAUCCAAAUCCCCGGAGGAGAUGCGGAAACUCUUCAUCCAAAGAGCCAAGAAGAUCGACAAGAUAUCGCGCAUCGGUUUCCCCAUGGCCUUCCUAAUCUUCAACAUGUUCUACUGGAUCAUCUACAAGAUUGUUCGAAGAGAGGAUGUCCACAACAAGUGA